Molecule: messenger RNA, 1284 nt
Organism: Colletotrichum fioriniae
Lineage: Eukaryota; Fungi; Ascomycota; Sordariomycetes; Glomerellales; Glomerellaceae
Source: RefSeq, a predicted model, not a curated record
AUGAGUCGGGAAUACCUCGCAUACGCCAGCAUCGCAGUCUCGGCCUUCAUCGCGUACAGCGUCGUAUCCAUCGCUCGCCAAUACCUACGGCUUCAGCACAUCAAGGGGCCACCGAGCGCCGGAUUUUCGAAAUGGUGGCUCGUUCGCGCCGUCGGCGGCGGUAGGACACACCUCGACUUUUAUGAGGCGUGCGAGAAAUAUGUUCGUGUCGGGCCGAAUGAUCUCAUCACGAGCGAUCCGGAUCUCAUGAAGCGUAUGCUUAAUGUGCGGACGACUUACAAGCGAUCUAAUUGGUAUGAUGGAAUGCGACUCAAGCCUGGCCAAGACAAUGUCUUAUCCACCCGAGAUGAUGAGCUGCAUAAUAAACUCCGGUCAAAAAUGGCCGCAGGUUACUCUGGUAAGGAAGUCGAAGGUCUCGAAGCCAAAAUUGAUCAAAACGUCCUCCGACUCCUCGACUUGAUUGAAAGGUAUGCUUCUCGCGACGAAGCUUUUGACUUUGGAGCCAAGGCACAAUACUUCACCCUCGAUGUCAUCUCUGACCUGGCUUUCGGUGAGCCCUUUGGAGACUUGGCAACUGAUUCGGAUGUCCACGAGUACAUCAAGACCAUGGAGCAAAACAUGCCAACGAUUCUCGUGACGAGUGUUCUGCCAUGGCUUCUCGCACUCCUCUCUUCGCCUAUUUUCAGGAGCAUGAUGCCUUCCGAAAAAGAUGCAAUCGGCGUGGGAAAGACGAUGGGACUAGCUGGUUCUGAUACUACCGCGACCGCCAUUCGGGCUACUAUCCUUCACAUAAUCACAAAUCCUCAGGUAACCGCCACCCUCCGAGCCGAAAUCGACGCUGCCAAGCUGUCAUGGCCCAUCGUCUCCGACGCCGAAGCACGCGAGAUGCCUUACUUGCAGGCCGUCAUCAAGGAGGGUCUUCGUAUAUUUCCACCAGUAGUCGGUCAAAUGUCAAAGGAAGUCUCGAAUGGAGGAGCCGGCGAUGACUUCAAGGGUGUUCAUCUUCCAGAAGGUACCCGUAUUGGAUAUUGUGCAUGGGGUAUCUUUCGCAGGCAGGACAUCUGGGGUCGGGACUCCCACGUUUUCAGGCCAGAAAGAUGGCUCGAGUCCGACACUGAAAGUCUGCGCUUGAUGGAGGGUACGCUAGAGAUCGUCUUCGGGUAUGGUCGGUGGCAGUGCUUGGGACGAAACGUAGCUUUAAUGGAGCUGAACAAGGUCUUCGUGGAGGUGAGUCAUUCAAACCUGCGUCUUUCGUACUUAUCACUUCGCGACGCCGCAUGCUGA